UUCUUCAAUGAUUACCCUUCCAUUUUCGUGAAACUACUAACCCUGCCGUUACAAAAUUUGCCAUGGUAACAUGAGGAAUCCACCAAGCAUCAAAUUCCUCUCUAUUUUGAUAGCCUUAGUGCCCGCUGCCAACAGCGGAUUUGCCUGCCUUGAAAACCCAUGUGUUCACGGAGUAUGUGUAGACGAUUUAAACUCGACAUAUUUAUGCUAUUGCAUCGACGGUUAUACCGGAAUUCACUGCCAAACUAACUGGAACGAGUGCUGGUCGAACCCCUGCCAAAAUGGGGCCACGUGUGUUGAUGGAAUAGCCAUGUUCAAUUGUACAUGUCCUCUUGGAUUCACAGGAGAUUUAUGUGAGACUGAUCUCAACGAAUGCGAAAGUAGCCCUUGUCUGAACAAUGGGACGUGCUUGGAUGCAGUCAAUGGCUACUUCUGCAGCUGUCUCGCUGGGUAUUCCGGGGAUCACUGUGAGAUAGACGAGGCUGUUUGUAACACCACGAGUGAAGCAAGAUGUGCCAACGGUGGUGUAUGCGAAGAAGGUCCUGGUGAGACCUUCACUUGUAAAUGUUUACCAGGUUGGAAUGGCCCAUUGUGUACAACGGAAAUAAACGAAUGCUUGUCCAAUCCUUGUCAGAAUGGAGGCGUUUGUGUAGAUUUAUUAGCGGAUUAUGAUUGUGCAUGCACGUUUGGUUUCAUGGGAAAGAACUGCGAAGAAGAGAUGCAGAUUUGCGAAACGCAAACUUGCAAAAACAACGCGCUGUGUUUGCUAGAAGAAGGCGAGCCAGUUUGUUACUGUGUCCCUGAUUUUCACGGAGAUCUUUGUCAGUAUCAGUACGAUGAAUGCCAGCUAGGCGUAAGAUGUGCUAAUGGAGGAACUUGCAUAGACGGCGUCGACAAUUUCACCUGCUCCUGUCUUCCAAAUUUGACUGGAGUCUUUUGUGAAUGUUUGAUCCUACCAGAUGGCUCUCAAAAUUGUUCAUUUGUCGACUUAGAUCUCACGACCAUACCGUAUAUUGGUACAAAUGUCACAACCGAACAAUUCUCGACCUUGGGUUUAACAGAUGGUACCUCAACAUUCUUUUCAACCACCUUCUUCGAAUCUAGCACGACGUAUACAACCCUAAUGACUGGGUCACCCAACACCUCUACAGAUACAACAUUCCUGACGACACCGAGUUUUUAUGACACAUCCACCGUUGAAUCCAGUCGAAAUUACACAGAUUUAACAACGGUUACCACAGCUAAAUAUGAUUUGACAUCUGAAAUCACCACAUCCCAGCCAUCUGAAAAGACUGAAACAUUUCCUACCUCUGAUUAUAUUACGACAGAAAAACUGGAAGUAACUGUGACUACUGAGGCAAAUCCAACAUUUACAACAAGUAGUUCUUCACAGACUGAACAAAUAUUGGAGACUACAACCAAGAUUGAUGAAGAAACAACUUUCGUUACUUCAACUGAAGCGGAAACCACCACAAUAAUCAGUUGGAAAAAUACAAGUUCACUUACAAAUUUCUCUUCACCCGCAACAGAAAUUAUAACGUCGACAGUUUUAUCUGCCACUACUGGAGAUGAAACUGGGGGUUCAACUAUGGAAAGUUCAAGUAAAUCUAUAUCAGAAGAAUCAACUGAUUUCACUACAGAAAGAAUAACCGUUGGAACUCUAACAUCCGGAAGAGAAUUUCCCGUAGAAACGCCUACUCUAACCGACGUAACAACUCAGAUUUCCGAUAAAACGACAAUUUCUGCCGCACCAGAUUGUUCACAAGAAGGAAAGGAAUGCCAACAUGGGGGAACCUGCAUAUUGGAAGAGAAGGGUUACAAAUGUCAUUGCCCUUUCGAUACUGAAGGAGACUCGUGUGAGGUCCUUCUAGGUGUGAAAAAUGCUGCUUUUAAUGGGGAAUCAUACCUGGCUCACCAUUUACCUGAUUUUUCCCAUAUUAACAUAGCAUUCGAUGCUAAGACUGUAACGUCUGAUGGACUGAUAUUUCACUUAGUCACCGACAAAAUAUUCAUGAGUCUGUACAUAAGGGAAGGAUUUUUGGAGUUCAAGUUUUCAUGUGGCUAUCAAACCAUGCUUCUGAGAGAGUUAAGAACGCCAGUCAAUAAAGGUUACGUGAUGCAUAUUGCAGCAAAGUUGCAUUUUCGACCGGAUUUCAGCCACUGCGACGCAUCUGUAAAUGUAAACAACACCUUAUCCAUGAGAGGGGACCAAAUGUCUUCGGUGCCACAGUUCCAGAAGCCAAAUAUUUGGUUGUAUUUGGGUGGAGUUCCGGCCGAAAUGAAACAGAUUGAUGGUAGUCUGGUGGGAUUUGCUGGGUGUAUGAAAAAUUUGAAGAUUUCUGGUAGGUCCGUUAAUAUUUUCGGAGACGCGGAGGAUGGUACAGCAGUUACCGAGUGUUCGUCAUUGGCUUGUCUUUCAAAUCCGUGUCAGAAUGAAGCAACAUGUGUUGUUGAAAAGGGGGAAUGGACUUGUCACUGUAAAAACGGGUAUUUGGGAAAACAAUGUGAAAUAUCUGUUUGCGACAACAACCCUUGCUUAUUUGGUGGUACCUGUGUGAGUCUCUCUAAAAGUGGUUACAUUUGCCUUUGUCCAUUCGGCAAACACGGACAUUUUUGUGAAAAUGAUAUGAAAAUAACUCAUCCGCAUUUUUCCACCAUGGCGAAAGGGUGGUCCUCAUACGUCGCCUAUUCAAUACCGAAAGAAAUAUCCAAAAACCUCGAGAUCAAAUUCAAUUUUUUACCUACGGAUAUGGAUCAAAUCUCAAUGUUACUCUUCAUAGGCCAGACUGGCUUCCAUGAUACGUUCUCAGAUCAUUUAGCCGUUAGCUUAAUCAAAGGAUAUAUCAUGUUGACCUGGAAUUUGGGUUCUGGUCCAAGAAGAAUCUUCACGAACCAGCCGUUGCAGAAAGGUCUGAGUAACUAUACAAUACAUUUGGGACUCAGAGGCAGGAGGGCUUGGUUGAACGUUGAAAAUAUAGGAAAUAUCACAGGAAAAGCCCCAGGGCCCUUCGAAAAUUUAGAUGUGGCCCCCAUUCUUUUCAUAGGUGGUCACGAGUCCAAGUACUUCAACAAGUUGCCACAUGACUUACCACAGCACUCAGGUUUUAUGGGGUGCAUAUAUGACAUCAAGAUUAAGACCGAGAACGAACUGAUUCCAGUGAAACUGAACGAUCGCACUGUGGGGAGAUCAGUGAAUCAAUGUGGGGUUUCAGAAUGCUAUAAGAACAGGUGCCCCAAUAAAGCUGCUUGUUUACAUCAUGGAAGCACUUUUACAUGCCUCUGUCAAGAUUCUUGGUAUGGGCCACUUUGUUUGUCCAAAGUAAAUCCUUGUGAUUCGACCUACAAUAAAUGCUCGAAAGGUUCUACUUGUGUACCUCUGAUAGAAGGAUAUGAAUGUGACUGUCCUUUCGGAAAAAGUGGGAUAUAUUGUGAGCAAGAUGUGAGCAUCACAGAUGUCAGUUUCAAGGGGACAAGAUCUUUCAUAGAUAUCGGAUAUUACGAAUUUCAAAAUAACAAAUUCAAUUUCAAACUGGAAAUCAAACCGUUGUCGAACAACGGACUGAUCCUUUUCACCGGCAAAGAAGAAAAUUUCGUUUCGCUAUACCUGCAAAAUGGGAUGGUAGAAUUGAGAGUGAAGAGGGGUAAAUUCAAAUUGAGCCACAAUUUGGUGACUGUUAGAAGUAGCAGACUGUUGGUUUUGGGAGUUUGGCACCAGAUUAAAUUUGGGAUGUUUGGAAGGAAGAUAUACCUCUCUGUGGAAAAUGUUAUAGAUACUGCAUUGUUGGAAAAGGAGAACUAUAUACUGGAGUUGGCAGAGAAGAUACAUUUAGGUGGAUUACCAGAUAUGUCUCGACUACCUUUAGACGCUCUGUCCACCCUCCCAACCCAUUAUACAGGGUGUAUUCGUCUGCUCGAAAUAGAUUCGAAAUUCAUACGUCUCAACGCUGAAAAUAUAAAAAAAGGUCGUAAUAUCAUAGAUUGCGACGGUACUCCAUGUGGGGGAGAUGUCUGCGCGAAUGGGGGUACCUGUUGGCUAGAUUCUUUCAGGAAAUCCCAUUGUAAUUGCCCAUCACCGUUUUAUGGUAGCAAAUGUGAGAAUAUCUACAACUGCUCGAACAAUAUGUGCAAUAAUAUGGGUCAGUGUAACGAUAACAAAUGUUACUGCAUACCUGGAAGAAAUGGAUUCAAUUGUGAAAAUGAAAUCAUUGUCAAAAUGCCGGAAUUCAAAAAAGGGAGUUAUUUAAUAAUCGACAAGAAAAAAGAUAAAAGGAGGGAUGCUAUCAACACUGAUAUUGGACAGAUUUCAAUUAAUUUUACUACAGCUAGUUCGAAUGGCUUACUUUUAUGGCAUAAAGAGGAGAAUUCCUUCAUAGGGUUGGGAAUCGAGAGAGGCCAUUUGAAAUUAGCUUAUUCUCCAGACAAAAAUAAUACAUUCUCCGCCAUUUUAUGGAACAACAGAAUAUCAGAUGGACUUUGGCACAACAUACGUUUGAAAUUCUCACCAAUGUCAAUAGAAAUUGACCAAACAUCCUUCAGGAAAAACAUACCACUGACGAAAAAUCACGAGAUCAAUUUGACCAAUGGAAGAUUUUUCCUAGGAAAUGUGCCAACCAAUAAGAGUUUAUCAUUUGAAACUAACGGGUUCUUCAAAUAUCCAUUCGAGGGGUGUAUUGAUAGUUUCAGUGAAAAUUCUGAAAAAAUAAACGAUUUUUCUAUUUUCGAAGGACUAGGAAUUGAAAUUUGUCCGGUAUUUUGAUGAAAUAAAAAUAUUUCACGAAUAAA
Messenger RNA from Coccinella septempunctata (seven-spotted ladybird), 4782 nucleotides. Its product is annotated as protein eyes shut. Gene Ontology annotation, molecular function: calcium ion binding. Lineage: Eukaryota; Metazoa; Arthropoda; Insecta; Coleoptera; Coccinellidae. The transcript has 16 exons. Gene Ontology annotation, biological process: heterophilic cell-cell adhesion; establishment or maintenance of epithelial cell apical/basal polarity. The record is from RefSeq and is a predicted model, not a curated record. Gene Ontology annotation, cellular component: plasma membrane; protein-containing complex. The coding region runs from base 71 to 4756 and encodes 1561 amino acids.